AUGCAGCGGGAGCCUCCUCGGAGGAUGCGCCCCGCGCCGUUGGCCCCAGAAGGGGGAGCAGCUGGGAUCUCCGCAAGGACUCCGCGGGCAGGUCGGUCCAGCGCCGUAGGGGUUAACGUGGGUCCGCGCCGGGCGGCCGGGGGCGAGCGGGGGCUGCGCGGCUGCUUCUUCUCCGGCACCGUGAAUGGGGAGCCCGAGUCGCUGGCAGCGGUCAGCCUGUGCCGCGGGCUGAGCGGCUCCUUCCUGCUGGACGGCGAGGAGUUCACCAUCCAGCCACAGGGCGCCGGCGGCUCGCUGGAUCAACCGCACCGCCUGCAGCGCUGGGGCCCCGGGGCGCGCCCCCUCCCUCGAGGACCCCGGUGGGAGGUGGACACGGGAGAGGGUCAGAGGCGGCAGAGGGGAGACGACGAUGAGCCGGAGGAGGAGAGCGAAGAGGAGGAGGGCGCAGAAGAGGCAGAAGGCGCUAGCGAGCUGCCACCACCCCUGGGGGCCACGAGUAGGACCAGACGGUUUGUGUCUGAGGCUCGCUUCGUGGAAACGCUGCUGGUGGCCGAUGCGUCCAUGGCCGCCUUCUACGGGGCCGACCUGCAGAACCACAUCCUGACACUGAUGUCUGUGGCAGCCCGGAUCUAUAAGCACCCCAGCAUCAAGAACGCCAUCAACCUGAUGGUAGUAAAAGUGCUGAUAGUAGAAGAGGAAAAGUGGGGCCCCGAGGUGUCUGACAAUGGAGGACUUACACUGCGCAACUUCUGCAACUGGCAGCGGCGCUUCAACCAGCCCAGCGACCGCCACCCAGAGCACUACGACACGGCCAUCCUGCUCACCAGACAGAACUUCUGUGGGCAGGAGGGGCUGUGUGACACCCUGGGUGUGGCGGACAUCGGCACCAUCUGCGACCCCAACAAGAGCUGCUCCGUGAUCGAGGAUGAGGGGCUCCAGGCAGCCCACACUCUAGCCCAUGAACUAGGGCACGUCCUCAGCAUGCCCCAUGACGACUCCAAGCCCUGCACACGGCUCUUCGGGCCCAUGGGCAAGCACCACAUGAUGGCGCCACUCUUCGUCCACCUAAACAAGACGCUGCCCUGGUCCCCCUGCAGUGCCAUGUACCUCACAGAGCUCCUGGAUGGCGGGCACGGAGACUGUCUCCUAGACGCCCCCACCGCGGCCCUGCCUCUCCCCACAGACCUUCCAGGCCGCAAGGCCCUCUAUGAGCUGGACCAACAGUGUAAACAGAUCUUUGGGCUGGGUUUCCGCCACUGCCCCAACACCUCUGCACAGGACAUCUGCACCCAGCUCUGGUGCCACACCGAGGGGGCCGAGUCCCUCUGCCACACGAAGAAUGACAGCCUGCCCUGGGCUGACGGCACGCCCUGUGGACCAGGGCACCUCUGCUUAGAAGGCAGCUGUCUGCCUGAGGAGGAAGUGGAGAGGCCCAAGGCCGUGGUAGAUGGAGGCUGGGCCCCAUGGGGACCCUGGGGAGAAUGUUCUCGGACCUGCGGAGGAGGAGUGCAGUUCUCACACCGUGAGUGCAAGGACCCUGAGCCUCAGAAUGGAGGAAGAUACUGCCUGGGUCAGAGAGCCAAGUACCAGUCAUGUCACACAGAGGAAUGCCCUGCUGACGGGAAAAGCUUCAGGGAGCAGCAGUGUGAGAAGUACAAUGCCUACAAUUACACUGACAUGGAUGGGAAUCUCCUGCAGUGGGUCCCCAAGUAUGCUGGGGUGUCCCCCCGGGACCGCUGCAAGUUGUUCUGCCGGGCCCGAGGGAGGAGUGAGUUCAAAGUGUUCGAGGCCAAGGUAAUCGACGGUACCCUGUGUGGGCCAGAGACUCUGGCCAUCUGCAUCCGUGGCCAGUGUGUCAAGGCUGGUUGUGACCAUGUGGUGGACUCGCCUAGGAAGUUGGACAAAUGUGGAGUGUGUGGGGGCAAAGGCAACUCAUGCAGGAAGGUCUCCGGUUCCCUCACCCUUUCAAGUUGUGGCUACAAUGACAUUGUCACCAUCCCAGCUGGUGCCACUAACAUUGACGUGAAACAGCGGAGUCAUCCAGGCGUCCAGAAUGAUGGGAACUAUCUGGCACUGAAGACUGCCGACGGGCAGUACCUGCUGAAUGGCAACCUGGCCAUCUCUGCCAUAGAGCAGGACAUCUUGGUGAAGGGGACCAUCCUGAAGUACAGCGGCUCCAUCGCUACCCUGGAGCGACUGCAGAGCUUCCGGCCCCUGCCGGAGCCUCUGACUGUGCAGCUCCUGAGGGUCUCCGAUGAGGCCUUCCAAGCAAAAGUCAAAUAUACCUUCUUUGUUCCUAAUGACGUGGACUUCAGUGUACAGAACAGCAAAGAGAGAGCAACCACCAACAUCAUCCAGCCGCUGCUCCUCUCACAGUGGGUGCUGGGGGACUGGUCUGAGUGCUCCAGCACCUGCGGAGCUGGCUGGCAGCGAAGAACUGUUGAGUGCAAGGACCCCUCUGGCCAGACCUCUGCCACCUGCAACAAGGCCCUGAAACCUGAGGAUGCCAAGCCCUGUGGAAGCCAGCCAUGCCCUCUGUGAUCCAGUGGGGUGGGGGUCAGUCUUGUGCUCCUAGAUGUGGGGUGCUGGGGUGCAGACAAGGGUCCCCACUGUGGUGACCCUGCAUAUCACGGUGACAUGCAUACUCAGUCCUCCCAUUGCCACAGUCCCUCGGGUACUGCAUGAAUUCAUAAGGGGGAGGAGGAGAGGAGAUGGGACAAGAGAUCCCAUCAUCAACUGUCUAGUGGACUAGACAUUCCUCUGGUUCAAGUGGAGGGCAUAGGCUAAAAGGUAAAAGUGCACUAUUGACCUAAACAGGACACUCAGAGUCAGCCUGUUUGCAAAGGACUAGCAAGGUUAAAGGAGAAAAAUUUUCUUUUGUAUCUGGUUCCCCGAUAAAUAAUCUACCUCAGAGGGGAAAAAUAUUAGUAUGAGAGAGGUAUGGGGCAGGAACUCAAUGGUGAAUGUCAAAGCAAGCUCCAUAGCUGCGCCCCGAGCUGUCUUCAGAAAUGACCGUGACUGUCUUCAGUGUUCAGAUUCAUCGCCUGAAGGGCUGCAUGUUGCAGGCUUGUGGAGAGCCACAUGUUCUCAGGCUGCCACCUGCAGGGUGGACCUAUUUCAAGUAUUUAUGCAAAUGUGUCUCUGAACUAAAGUGUGAUCUUAUGCCAA
This is a messenger RNA of Carlito syrichta (Philippine tarsier), 3168 nucleotides long. It is a transcript of the gene ADAMTS8, whose product is annotated as ADAM metallopeptidase with thrombospondin type 1 motif 8. The record is from RefSeq and is a predicted model, not a curated record. Gene Ontology annotation, molecular function: metalloendopeptidase activity; zinc ion binding. Gene Ontology annotation, biological process: proteolysis; extracellular matrix organization. NCBI's taxonomy places the organism in Eukaryota, Metazoa, Chordata, Mammalia, Primates, Tarsiidae. The transcript is spliced from 10 exons. Bases 1 to 2541 code for a protein of 846 amino acids.